AUGGCGAUGAGUUACAUUGGCAAAGCUAUUUCCCUCAUCUCUCAUUCCGAUGUUCGUUACCGCGGCAUCCUGGCCGGGAUUGACCCUGCAAACUCGACGAUACAGUUGUCGAAUGUGUACUCCAUGGGGACUGAGUCACGACGGCCACCCGCAGAGUUCAUCCCGCCCAACACCGAACCUUAUCAAUACAUCAUCUUUCGCGCGUCCGAAGUGAAGGAUCUUGCUGUUGAUGAUCCAGUACCGGCUCGGAACGUUAAUUCUGACCCGGCUGUGCUCGGUGCAGCUCCGAUGCCUCCAAGUGGUUACGGUUUCGGGCAGCAGCCUGUGGGUCUUGCGCCACAACCACCUAUCAAUGGUGGAUAUGGCCAACAAAUCCCCAACGGACCCUCUCCCGGAUUCGACCCUUCACAACAACAAGCACGGAGCCAAGCACCUCAACAGACCCCCGUCCCUACCCGAUCACGGAGCGGUAACAGCGUCUCUACCGCGACCGCGUCGCUUCAGACGGUCGAGCGCGCCAUUGGGGAUCUACGAGGUGGCGAGCGGGAAGGGAACAACAACCGUCGUGGUGGUGGUCGAGGAGGGCGUGAAAUCAAGGCGGGCGACCUGCGCGUGCCGGUGACGGACUUUGACUUUGAGAGUUCGAACAAGCGAUUCGACAAGAACGCGAUCAAGAGUCCGGGCACGGACCACCCCGCUUCGCCGGGUUUGGGAGCGGACGGCGAGGCGCCUGGCGAGGAGGAGCACGCGGAAGAGCCGGCGUAUAACCCGAAGAAGUCGUUCUUUGACUCGUUGAGCGCGUCGACCGGCGGGGGCUCUGCACCGCACGAGCGUGGCAGGGGUCGGGGACGGGGCGGCCGGACGCGCAGGGAAGAGGAGAGGGAACGGAACGUGGCGACGUUCGGAGAGCCCGGCGGUGUUGGUCUUAUGGGCCCUGGCGCUUACGUUGGUGGAUGGGGAGGGUAUGGACGGCGAGGUGGCGGCCGCGGCGGUGCUGGCGGGCCUAGGGAUGGUGGAAGGAGGGACGGCGGUCGCGGGAGGGCCGCAGCCGGUCCACGAGCUUGA
Molecule: messenger RNA, 1065 nt
Organism: Punctularia strigosozonata HHB-11173 SS5
Lineage: Eukaryota; Fungi; Basidiomycota; Agaricomycetes; Corticiales; Punctulariaceae
Exons: 5
Coding region: 1-1065 (354 amino acids)
Biological process (GO): P-body assembly; cytoplasmic stress granule assembly
Cellular component (GO): P-body
Molecular function (GO): mRNA binding
Source: RefSeq, a predicted model, not a curated record